AUGGCCAAGCAUGGUUUGAAGACGAUACGGGCGGUACUGUUCCAGUCGCAGUCCCGAAAACCUUUCCUUGCACAGCGAACGGGCCAGACCCGUCAUGUCCUCACUAGAGAACCACCACCUAGCCACGAGAAACCCGACUUUGUCUCGAUCGUCGACGCGCCUGCUCGGAUUGUGUCUGUAGGACAGAAGCAUUCGAAAUGGGGCAUUGCGUUCCUCGCCGUCAUUCCCUUGACUGCUUUCUGCUUGGGCACCUGGCAGAUCCAGCGAUUGGACUGGAAGACGAAACUGAUCGCGAAGUUCGAAGACCGACUCGUCCGGCCGCCGCUACCUCUACCCCCUCGUAUCGAUCCGGAUGCUAUCCACGAGUUUGACUACAGAAGGGUAUAUGCUACGGGAAAAUUCCGACAUGACAAAGAGAUGUUGAUAGGGCCGCGGACGCAGGACGGCAAGGACGGAUAUAUGGUGGUUACCCCUCUGGAGCGUGAAGGAGGCAGCACUAUCCUCGUCAACCGUGGCUGGAUCAGUCGAGACAAAAAAUACCAACAGGACAGAGAUCCAUCCGCUCUGCCCCAAGGCGAAGUCACCGUCUCGGGACUGUUGCGGGAGCCAUGGAAAAAGAACAUGUUCACGCCAAACAAUGACCCCGAACAUGGCAAAUUCUAUUUCCCCGACGUUCAAGAGAUGGCCAAAGUCUCAAAUGCCGAACCCGUCUGGGUCGAAGAGACCAUGACGCCGGAUCUAAUGGUCAGCUACGACCGAGAAGCCAAAGGCAUCCCCAUCGGGAGGAUCCCCGAGGUCAACUUGAGGAACACUCAUGUACAGUACAUAGUCACAUGGUAUUCGUUAUCCGCGGCGACGGCGCUCAUGUUGUGGAUGGUCCUCCGCAAGAAGCCGAUGGACAGAUCACGACGGGUCCGACACGUUACAAAUUGGUGA
Molecule: messenger RNA, 936 nt
Organism: Capronia coronata CBS 617.96
Lineage: Eukaryota; Fungi; Ascomycota; Eurotiomycetes; Chaetothyriales; Herpotrichiellaceae
Exons: 2
Coding region: 1-936 (311 amino acids)
Biological process (GO): mitochondrial respiratory chain complex IV assembly
Cellular component (GO): membrane; mitochondrion
Source: RefSeq, a predicted model, not a curated record